This is a messenger RNA of Symbiodinium sp. CCMP2592, 453 nucleotides long. NCBI's taxonomy places the organism in Eukaryota, Dinophyceae, Suessiales, Symbiodiniaceae. The record is from the annotation of a GenBank genome assembly.
AUGGCACCUCAGUGGUCCAUCGUGCGUGCAUACGUCAGUAGCUAUCCCGUCGUGCGACGACCACGGAUGGAACUUCGCGGACAUCUCGCAGUGCCCGUGGCGAUUCUCAGCCUCGGCUCGCCAUGUCUGUUUUCCUUCUACCCGAAGACGGGCACCGAGGACUGCAUGAAGUGGGAUCCUGCCAACGACGUACCUGGUGGCUACCAGGGCGGUCAGUCAGCCAUGAACACUCUCUUCGUCGAGCCGAGGAGCUUGCUGAUCUUCAGUCAUGACGCCUUCUGGCACCAUCGACAUGGCAUCGACGCAGCGGCAUCCGAAGACAUCCCGUCAAAUUUGGUGAAUUUGGAGCAGGCCGCUGCUUGGGGCUACAAGCCUGGGGACCGGCUAGAGCGAGCUCGCCGCGUGUCCUUUACCAUGAGGCAUUUGCUUCCUCGCUGUGCUUGCCAGGGCUGA